CAGUUCUCUCAACCCUUGCCUUUGACAGGCCACACCAAUCACCGAACACUGUCAAGAAUCACCGCGCACCCUCUCAUUCGCUCAUCAUCGGUUUCCGGCCACCGAUCCACGCUUGGUUUUGAGCCAGAUUCGGAAUAACCAGACUACUUCAACCACCCGGAACGCCAAGGAUUGGAGCCCCUGUGUGAAUGACAUUGAACUCAGUUGUCAACAACAAUGGAUACUCGUCAACCCAUCUGUCCGAACCCGGACGACCACGACAGUAGUCCCUGGCCGGCGGACUCCAAACGGCCCAUCCACGCUGCUCCGGUCCCUCAAAGAUUUGUGUCCAUGCCGGCCGCCAACAUGGUCCCAAACGGAUGGAUGCCCGUUCCCGGUUCUCACCCGGCGUUCAUCGUCCCGGCUACCCACCAGAAUAUGGCCGGACACGUUGGAAUGGUGCACCACCACCAGCAGCAUAACUGGGGCCAAUAUGCUCCGUGCAUAAUCUCAUCUCCCAUGACGCCUCCUAACCCAGGAGCAGUGUAUGACGCCCACGGAAGGAGCGGAAGCCUGCCCCAGGCUCACGCCCAUGUGGCUCACUGGCCUCAAGGCCAACAGCAACACAUGUUAUACGUUAACCCGAACCAUACUAAUCCGGUCUGCUUGCGCGCGCAGCAGUCUGAAAAGGCUGCUCUGGCUCAGUGGUACGCCAGGCUGUCUUUGAGUGAGACUGAAAAGUCUCCCAUUCCUGCAACUGCCAUUGCCACUGGCACGGCUACUGCCACCUCUGAAGUGCCAGUCCAGCAAUUUCCUAGCGUCAAACAGGCUUCGGUUCCGGUUGUCGCAGAUACCACAGCCAUAGGAGCCACGGCACUGACGGUGGCCACGGGAGCCACAGGAGCCACGAGAAUCAUAAUGGGACCCGACGGCACAACCCUCGUCCCACCUCCUGACCCCGCCCACCCAGGCUGCGAGCUCUCCAUGCCCAUGGCCAAAGCGAUGGAAAACUUCUCCAUCCCUCAUUGCUGCAAUUACUUGCAAACUAAGGACCUACUAAGAGACAAGAUCGUGAAACAAGUACUCGAGAAUACUCAGGAGAAACUUAUGGAACUGCUGCAGAAUGAACUGGACAAAAUGAGCGAGGAAGAUGAUGAUUCCGACCUUGACUUGGACGCCGAAGACGAGGAGCCGGAACAGGACUCUGGGGACUGGACAUUCGAGGGCUGAGACGAGGAUACGGCGCCACGCGGUGACGGACAUAUGGGGGAAAGCCGACCCGGGAUAUCUGGAUGUCUUCUAAUGGUGACGGUGGAGGUGGGGGCGUGAAGACAUAUGUGCUAGGACCUGUUAGGACUGGACUCUCUUUGGUACUUUUUAUUGAUGCUCUUUUACUUACGUUGUUGUUGUUGCCUCCUACCUUUCUCUUUCUUCUCUCUCUGUUAGAUCAUUGCAAUCAAGGACCACAUCGAUGUUUAAGCCAUUAAAAUCCUGAAGACAGAAUGCAUGAUAACAAAAAGACUUGGCUUUGCUCUUGAUAUGAGGAGGCUGUCAAAAUUUCAUCUGAUCGCCCCAUUGGCCAAGAUCAUAAAGACACUCUUU
Molecule: messenger RNA, 1581 nt
Organism: Neurospora tetraspora
Lineage: Eukaryota; Fungi; Ascomycota; Sordariomycetes; Sordariales; Sordariaceae
Exons: 2
Coding region: 217-1209 (330 amino acids)
Source: RefSeq, a predicted model, not a curated record